CGCGCGCCACGGACGGAGCUACUCUCCCUUCGCGCGCAUCCUGCGAGCUGUGCAUCUGACCGCUCGUGCGUCCAGCACAGGAAACCGCUCCGUGCUGUUUUCGUUCGCACCGCUAAAGGACGACAGAAGAGGGAAAAAGUGGACUAGACCAGCGCGCGCGAGACACCGACCUGCCCCCCGACCCACUCACCCUCACCCCUACACCCGCCACCGGGGCUUUAGCGCUCUGUCACGCGCGGACUGGAGCUCGAAUCUCGCCGCCUCGAGCCUCGCUGGAGUUUAACGGACAUCUGUGACGUGUCGGAGGAAACCUCGACCGUUAGCGUUAAACACGGUUCACACUGACCGGACUGAGCCUCAGUCUGCUUCAUCCAGCGCAGCGAAACGAAGACAAACGCGAAGCAGCGCGACCAGACGGGCCGUUUGGACCGGCGCUCGAAGCUCCUCGCCUCGCUGGAGUUUAACGGACAGCUCUGACGCGUCUGAGGGAACCGUUACCGUUAAAGUCGGUUCCAGCCGGCGGGACUGACGCUCAUUUACUUCACCUAACACAACCAACGACACAUUACCGGACCGUUUGGACCGGGGAUUAAUAUUUUUGCCCUCGUUAACGGCGUAACGCAUGGUGGGAAUUUCAGCCUCUCUUCAGUAUCGCACUGAGAAGCGCUCCACCAUGCCCGACUCACCUGCCGAUGUGAAAACACAGUCCAGGUUAACUCCACCCACCAUGCCUCCUCCCCCCAGCACACAAGGAGCUCCCAGAACCAGCUCCUUCACGCCCACCACAUUAACAAAUGGCACCAGUCACUCUCCUACUGCGCUGAACGGAGCUCCUUCUCCACCCAACGCUUUCAGCAACGGCCCUUCGUCCUCGUCCUCCUCCUCUCUGGCCAAUCAGCAGCUCCCACCAGCCUGCGGAGCCCGGCAGCUCAGCAAGCUAAAGCGAUUUCUUACCACACUGCAGCAGUUUGGCAACGACAUCUCACCCGAGAUCGGCGAGCGAGUCCGCACGCUGGUGUUGGGCCUCGUGAACUCCACUUUAACCAUAGAGGAAUUCCACUCCAAGCUGCAAGAAGCGACAAACUUCCCGCUCCGACCUUUUGUCAUCCCAUUUCUGAAGGCCAACCUGCCGCUACUGCAGAGGGAGCUGCUGCACUGCGCUCGGCUGGCCAAGCAGAACCCGGCGCAGUAUCUGGCCCAGCACGAGCAGCUGCUGCUGGACACCAGCAUCGUAUCUCCCGUCGACUCCUCCGAGCUGCUGCUGGACGUCAAUGAGAAUGGAAAGAGGAGGACGCCAGACAGAACCAAAGAGAACGGCUUUGAGAGGGAGCCACCACAUCCGGAGCACCCAAGCAAGCGGCCCUGCACCAUCAGCCCGGGGCAGCGUUUCAGCCCCUCCAACGGGCUCUCCUACCAGCCCAACGGCCUGCCUCACCCCACACCGCCCCCGCCACAGCACUACCGCCUGGAUGACAUGGCCAUCGCCCACCACUACAGAGACACCUACCGCCACCCCAACCACCGGGAGCUCCGCGAACGCCCACGGCCGCUCGGAAUGCAUGGAGGCUCACGUCAGGAGGAGGUCAUUGAUCACAGGCUUACAGACAGAGAAUGGGCCGAGGAGUGGAAGCACCUUGACCAUGUAAGAAAACUGCUAAACUGCAUCAUGGACAUGGUGGAGAAGACGCGGCGUUCUCUGACCGUGCUGAGGCGGUGUCAGGAGGCUGACCGCGAGGAACUCAACUACUGGAUCCGCCGCUACAGCGACGCUGAGGACCUGAAGAAGAGCUCCAGCAGCAGCAGCAGCCAGUCCAGACAGCAGAGCCCUGCCAGCCAGGACAGCAACCCCACAGAGAUCCACCGGGAGCUGCUCCACAGGCCAGUAUCCGGCUACGUUCCUGAAGAGAUCUGGAAGAAAGCAGAAGAGGCUGUGAAUGAGGUGAAGAGGCAGGCCAUGUCCGAGCUGCAGAAGGCCGUAGCUGAAGCUGAACGCAAAGCUCACGAGAUGAUCAGCACCGAACGUGCAAAGAUGGAGCGCACUGUGGCUGAAGCUAAGAGACAAGCGGCUGAGGAUGCGCUGUCCGUCAUCAACCAACAGGAGGACUCAAGUGAGAGCUGCUGGAACUGCGGGCGCAAAGCGAGCGAAACCUGCAGCGGCUGUAACACGGCCCGCUACUGCGGCUCCUUCUGCCAGCACAAGGACUGGGAGAAGCACCACCACGUGUGUGGCCAGACCUUGCAGGCCCAGCAACAGGGAGACACCCCUGCUACCGUCAGCUCCUCAGCCACUCCCAGCAGCAGCGCAGGCAGCCCUGCAGACACUCCUUCUGCUGCCACGCCCCGCUCAGCCACACCCGGCACCCCUUCCACCAUAGAGCCCACGCCGCGCUAGAGCCAGAGGCGACCUCACCUACCUUCACAGCCCUCUGGGACUGCCCUCUCUCUGCCUCGCUUGCUCAAAGAUGGUAAAGAUAACAUGCUAACAAAGAAAAGAGAUGAUCACCCAGCGGAGGUCCAUAUCGGGUCAUAUUGACUUGCCAUGAUAGAGAACGCAAAGAUAUUCUUUGUUUUAAAAAAUUCUCAGUGUCCUUUAUUGUUACUAUAGCUACUAUUGAUUAUUGUCGUUAAUGUUAACCGUUGUCGUCGUUGCUCUCUUAUGUUCUUGUAAAUAAGACGAGAAAAAGAAACUGAGUAGACAGCUGAGACCUCUGGAUGAGCACAUUUGACCUCCCCUUUUUUUUUAAAUUUUGUUUGUUUGUUUUCUGUUUUCAAUGCUCCUUCCCCUCUCCAGUAGCUGGGAUAUGAAACUAGUUGACCUCAUUGAAAGACACUUUACCAAACAACAAACCAAGGGAUUACUUCACAGCUGUUGUAAACAAAGACACAAAGAUGUGAUAGAAAAAAAGACAGCAUUCCAAGACAAAAACAAUGAAAAAAAGAAAAACAUUAGGGCAGGACACCGUGGAGUGGAAGAUGGAUGGCAUCUCUGGGUUACUUACUGAACUCUGCAGACCCUCAGCACAGUGUGCAGAUGUGCAGCAGAUUGUAAAGGAACACAGAUGUUCAUCCCUCGCUUUUCUGAAACUUCUGCGAGACAUUUGAUCGAAUCCAGGUCAGUGGUCUGAGAAAUAAAAGUCUGUUUCGCGGAGGAAUGUAAAGACACGGAGGACUCAGCAGCCCGUGUGGUUGGCGGAACGUCACACGGCUCCAUGGCGAAGGAUGCACGCGGGGUCUCGAUUCCAGGCGCACUCCAUCAGCCCCCAAACAGGACGUGAAGUGAUCAGCCCACCCGAGCAGGACUGUCAGAUCCUCACUAUGACAGCGGCUUGGAAGGAAGGGCUAAAAAAUGACCCACACGUUCAUCGCAGGCAAGUUCCUCCACUCCUGGAGCCACUCCAGACCUCGUCCUUGUCCUGCCCAGCUCCAGCUCUACCAUCAGUCCUCGUUUCGUUUCUGAUUUUUCCCCCUCUUAGCUUUCAUUGUGUUGAACAUUUGUGUCCUGUACUGUCUCCAAUGGUUAUUUAUUGUACGUGUUGGAUAAUUGUGAUGCUUAAAACCACGGUCAUACCUUUUAGGCUCAUCCCUCUAGCUGGUGCAAAAUAACAUUCUAUCUUGAGCUGCUUUCCUAUUUGUGAGUGUUCGUGGUAGUUCCCUAGUAGAUCUUUAAAAAUAAGAAGAAAAAAAGACGCUUCUCCCCCAUUUGUCCUCGAAAAGAAGACAAAAGCUAUCUCUCAGAGCUGCUGCUUCAGUCUAACGCCGAUCUUUUCUGAGAACUAGCAUGUUACAUGGAAUGCUAACAUAAAUGUUUUGUACAUGGGACGUACAUAAAUGUAUUUGCACUGUCACAAAGUUCCUCUCAGCAUGCUUCUUUUUUGGAGUUUCUCGAUAGAGAGCCUUACGUCACAGAUUUUCUCUGUAGUGCUUCUGUGAUUUUUUUUUAUUUUCUGUAAAAAGGAAAACAAAAAAAAAACAGGAAAAUAGUUUCACAACCUGCUUUUGUUAGUAAUGUUUCUUUGUCCUAAACACAAUAGCAGAAAGUCAUAACUUUUGCUUUGAAUAGUUACAGUGCAUGCACAUUACUGAACGUUGUAAUAUAUGUUGGUUUUUGUUUUGUUUUAUAUAAAAAAGAAGAAAAAAUGUACAUUACACUAAGAAACUAACUUUCCAAAUGCAGAGGUGUAAAACAGACAGCUUUAACACUGCAAAGCACCAGGUUACACAGUAUUACAAAAGAAUUAACAUGGAAGACAGCCAAAGACAGACAUGAAGGACCAAAACCUGAUUUUAUCCAAUAUUUAAACAUAGAAAAAAGAGAUUCACUCAAAUGCACCGUGACUUAUUCUUUGUUUUAUCCGAGUGUUCAUCAGGGGAAACCACCUUUCCAUUUGAAAACCUUUAACAUUCUCCUGUCCAGAGCCAAGACCAGCCCUGCUCAGCUCGUACGGAGACAAAGCCACUGAAGCCGGCGUAGCUAUGGCUGAAGGUUUAGAAGAUAGUGGUCUGACCUAAUGAGCAAUAAUAGAGAAGGUGGCACAAACCCCCACCCUAAUGAGGUUCUCCUUCAGCUAUUUUUUUUUUGGCUUCAUCAGCUUUAACUGGUUGGAGUAUCACCCCAGAAGGGUACGUGGCCGUGGCAAUGGGGGGAUUUGGAAGUCCAACUAAAGCAGCACACAUUCAUAAAGAACAUAUCCAAACAUUGAAGCGUAUCAGCUCAUGUGAUACAGUAAAGCCAUGUAAUAUAGAAAGAGACCAUUGAAGUUCAAAACUGUUUGCCUGAACCUAAACGAAAGGAACGAAACAAAACAAAACCUCGUCAAUGGCUUAGAAAGAAGAGGGGAGGCUUUAUGAGCACUUAUCCCUCGGCACUGGGAGCGCUCUCCCCGAAAACCAUGGUGCUAAACGUCUUGGAGAAAGGCUGGAUCUGAGCUGUCUCUGGGCUUUCUCUCUCUCUCUCUCUCUCCCUCUCUCUCUCUCGCUCCCUCCCUUAGGUCUAUCUCCCUUUCUCCUUCACUGUCUUUUUCUCUUUCUCUCUAGACUUGCUGAGGUGAAACGACCCAAAAAACAAAACUAGCGAAGGUGUCUGACACCCAUUCGCAUCACAGAAGCUGUGAGGCAGCCAAGCUGUCUACAAACACUCUAAUGUAUUGUAUUUGAAAAGUAUAUACAAUUAGUGUGGUCAGCAUAUUCAGGGCAAGCUGGGUAAAACAAACGAUAAGUACUGCGGGAGAUAAAAACAACAAACAACAAAAAAACCCUAGAAAGCUCUUUCUCUUCCUUCCCUCUCUCCAGUAUGUCUGUUUUGCUACGACCUUUUUUUCUUCUGUGGCAAAAAGUCUCACUCUACCUCUGACAGCAUGUUUAGAGCACCAGUCGCUGAGCAGAAACUGGUCUAGUCAAACCAAAUGGGCACGCGAGAACAGGACUAAAAUCCAAAGUUAAAAGCUCAUACAGCUGCAAAACCAUAUCACUACUUGGUAACAAUGCAGACCUCAUAAAGAGAAAAAAAACUAAUGAAUAGAAUAAAUAUGCUGAAAAAGAAAAAAAAAACUUUUUUACGUUCCUUUAUGCUUGUCACACAUACAGAUCGCGCUGAGUUUGAUUUGUAAGUAAGAAAUCAAAGUGAGAAAAAAAAACGAUUUCAGAGUUUUGACUCCAUUUGAUAUACAGUAUAAUUCAAGAAGUGGUCGAGUGAGAUACGUGAUAUAUUCCUUUAUCCCCCUCCCUCCCCCCGUCCCCUCCCCCCCCUUAUUUCUUUUUUCCUCUGUUGUAAGAAACGCUAGGCUGCUUGUCAGUGUCGUUUAGGUUCAUGUUCUAGAGUCAUACUAAACAUGAGGUGUGUUUGGGAAAAAAAAGAAGAAGAAGGCUGGUCAUUUUUGCGCAUGCCUGUUUUGCCAAUAUGUAAGGGGGGGAGGGGAUGUACAUGCAUUUUGCAAUUUGUAAAGUGAUUUAAAUAUUUGGCUGACGGACGGGCCAGAGGAAACAGAGCGAAUUGAUUAGCCGGGUGGGCACAGGGAGGGGUGGGCGUGAGGGCGCUAAGAAAUUUUUAUUGUGAAAAAAAAGGAAAAAAAAAAAUAAAAAAAAAUAAAUGAAAGUCGUUGUGCAAUACUUAAUUGAAACAUGAACCACAGGUUAAUGGUAGACUGACACUGGGGGUGUGCUCUUUCAUCACUCUUUGUCAGUAUAUUCUUGAGCUUUUGAGUCUACUAUGUCAGAACUGUGGUUUCUUGUUUAUUCCGUUUCUUUUGUUUUUUUUUUUUUCUUUUUUUUCUUUUUUUGGGGGGCUAUAAUCAAUGGUCUGUCAGUCUGUGAAUCUUUGCAGUAUGAUUCUGGUAUUGUUGUACUCUUUACUGUGUAAUAAAUAUGUUAAUACCUGCACUAAA
Messenger RNA from Colossoma macropomum (tambaqui), 6380 nucleotides. It is a transcript of the gene runx1t1, whose product is annotated as RUNX1 partner transcriptional co-repressor 1. The coding region runs from base 623 to 2392 and encodes 589 amino acids. Gene Ontology annotation, cellular component: nucleus. The transcript has 11 exons. The record is from RefSeq and is a predicted model, not a curated record. Gene Ontology annotation, molecular function: transcription corepressor activity. NCBI's taxonomy places the organism in Eukaryota, Metazoa, Chordata, Actinopteri, Characiformes, Serrasalmidae. Gene Ontology annotation, biological process: DNA-templated transcription; negative regulation of DNA-templated transcription.